AUGAUGGUUGACUGGUGCAAACGUAAAAUCGAACAAUUAUCGGGAUUAAACGAUGACGAAGAAAAAGAAAAAGUUAUGGGUGAAUUAUUCGUAAAAAUAUCCCAUUUGCCGUCUAGGGAGUUGGAAAAUAUCGCUUGCAAUGUGGAUCUGGGCUGGUUUUUCCACGAACUAACCUCCAAUAACAGCACUUACAUCGAAGAGGUCUGCAAGACUCUGAAUUUUUUAUUCGAGGCUUGCGAACCCGGCGAUGUUUACAAACGUCAUUCACUGGAAAUGUACGAAAGCCUGGCUCAUCCACAUUCAGAAGUGAAAUUCAUAGUUCUCGAAGAGCUCAACAAAAUGUCAAACGAUUCUGACCAAGUGAAACGACUUAUAGACGACAUGAAACUACUACUUCGAUUGAUUGAAACAAUUGGAGAUGAAGUUCUCAGGGUCGGAUUGAUGGCGAUGGACACGAUCAAGAAGGUGGGACGUACCCCAGAAGGUAUCAACAUUAUUUACAGAGGUGAUUUAUUGAGAACAUUAGCUCGACUCGUUGCCAAAAAUGAUACAACAACCUUUCGGGUUUAUGAAGUCAUUGUUGACAUUGCGAGUUCAUCAGAAAAGGGGUUAGAGGCCUCUGUCAAUUCUGGAUUUUUGACAAGCCUCCUGGAGGUUCUGGAUUCCCCCGAUGUCCUCCUUCAAUUAAAUGCUCUAGAAGCGAUGACAGAGCUGGCCAGCAAUGAGGGCGGUUUAAGUUACCUCGAGGAGAGAGACGUAUUGAAAAAAAUGGCCGAUAAAAUAGCGAAAGCCAAUGAAAAUCCCCUAUCAAACGUACUCAUUCCCGGAUUGAUGAAAUUCUUCGGUUACGUCGCAAAGAAUCGUCCUAGUGAAACAUUCGCUAAAUAUCCUGCUGUUAUCUACCCACUUUUCGAAAUCAUCGAAGGCGAUGAUUUCGUUCUCUUGACCAAUGCCUUAGACACCCUUGGGAACAUAGCGGUAAUGGCAGACGGAAAAUAUGCACUGGAAUCCCUCGGAGAUGUUAUGCCAAGGAUGAUGAAAAGAAUCGGUGAAAUUAUCGACAAACUUCCGACUGAACUACGACUAAGCGGAUUAGAUAACCUGGCACUAAUAAUUCACGUUGACAAAUCCAAACAGGACAACAGAAUUUUGUCCCUGACUAAAUGCUGGUUUGACAUGCUUCACUGUGAACCCCUCAAAUUAAUUGCCAAUCUUUGUAAGCAACCAUUUCCGGAUAUUAAAUUCGCGAGCAUGCAAGUACUUCAAGAAGUUGCUUCCCAAGAGUGGGGACAACAAUAUAUCGCUACCAUGCCUGGUUUAAUCGAAUUCUUAUUGGAUCGAAAUACUGAAACCUUCAGCUGUUGUAAAGACAUCAAAUAUAAAAUUGUUAAGAAUCUUGGUGAUGCAACUCUCGAUAUUUUUGACAGUUCUACCCUACAGCGACUUCAAUUAUUCAUUCGAGAGGGACCGUUCCACAUGUAUUUCGAUACAGAAGUUGCAACAGAAUCAACGUUGUGAAAAUUAUAUUAACAAACUAUAAUAAUUCCAUGUCAUUCAUCCUUAAGUUGUUAAACUUUUGUAAAUAAAUCCAAAUUACAAAGAA
Molecule: messenger RNA, 1603 nt
Organism: Diachasmimorpha longicaudata
Lineage: Eukaryota; Metazoa; Arthropoda; Insecta; Hymenoptera; Braconidae
Product: 26S proteasome non-ATPase regulatory subunit 5
Exons: 2
Coding region: 1-1518 (505 amino acids)
Biological process (GO): proteasome assembly
Cellular component (GO): cytosol
Source: RefSeq, a predicted model, not a curated record